Fraxinus pennsylvanica is the source of this 1743-nucleotide messenger RNA. The record is from the annotation of a GenBank genome assembly. Lineage: Eukaryota; Viridiplantae; Streptophyta; Magnoliopsida; Lamiales; Oleaceae.
AUGAGAACAGACGAAAAAAUAUCUAAGUCUUCAUGGCCAAAGGUGGUGGCCAGAAAAUGGUUGAAAAUAAAUAGUGGUGCAGAAGAAUUUCACUCGGACUAUAGAACAAAGGCUUUUUCACAUAUGAGCGAAAGAAGAAAAAGUUGCUCCGACGAGGCACGCUCCGCCGUCGUACCAGAAGAAUUAUCUGAAGAUUGGUUGAUGGGAGUAAGUAACGAAAUCAAUCGGCCAGGAUUCGACCUGCAGGCCGCACCAUCACCUGUCAACAAUAGCCUCGACCACAGUCUUAGGAUGUUCAUGGGAACAUGGAAUGUAGGAGGCAAGCCUCCACACGAUGGAUUGAACAUCGAAGAUUGGUUAGGCACUACGGCAAAAGCUGAUAUAUACGUACUUGGAUUCCAGGAGAUAGUACCUUUGAAUGCAGGGAACGUACUCGGCCCAGAGGAUUGUGCUCCAGCAGCAAAGUGGCUUUCAUUGAUCAGAAAAGCUCUAAACCAUGAGCCAAACAACUCUAGUCACAAUAACAUCGUUAGUCCUAUGUUGAAACAGUCUCCGAGCCCAAACGAUCAACAACAAAAUACUCCGUAUCCAAGAGUCAGUUUUUCGGAUUUAAUGUCAUUAGAAGAUGAGCUCGAUCACGAGGGUUUUGAAAGAUUUUUGAGUUUGAGAUCAAGUUCAUAUUCUAGUGAAGAAGGUUUGCCUAGUCCACCAAGUGAGCCAGCUACACCUAGUAUGGUACAACAUCAAUAUCGACUCGUUGCAAGUAAACAAAUGGUUGGGAUCUUUCUAUGCGUAUGGGUUCGUGACGACUUGUGUCAACAGAUUAGCUCCUUGAAGGUCUCUUGCGUUGGAAGAGGCAUUAUGGGAUACCUCGGAAAUAAGGGAUCGAUAUCUCUCAGCAUGACAUUGUAUCGAACAACGAUUUGCUUCGUGUGUACUCACUUGACAUCGGGAGAGAAAAAGGGCGAUGAAAUUAGAAGAAAUUUGGACGUUAUGGAAAUUUUAAAGAGAACAAGAUUUUCUCAUCCAAGUCGAAUACCAGGAAAACCCACUCCACCUGACAACAUUUUGGAUCAUGACAAGGUAUUUUGGCUAGGAGACUUGAACUAUCGACUUGCAUCUGUUUGUGAUGAAACAUAUGAGCAACUAAAGAGUAAGGAUUGGAAAGCACUUUUAGAGAAAGAUCAGCUGAUGAUAGAACAAAAGGCUGGUCGAGUAUUCGAUGGUUGGGAAGAAGGGAAAAUAAAAUUUGCCCCGACUUACAAAUACUUUGCCAAUUCUGACAAUUAUGUUGUCCAAACAUCCACAUCUAAAGCGAAGCGCAGGACUCCCGCUUGGUGUGACAGGAUUUUGUGGAAAGGUGAAGGGUUAAAGCAGAUGUCCUACGUUAGGGGUGAAUCAAAAUUCUCAGACCAUAGGCCAGUUUAUUCGCUUUUUACAGUACAAGUAGAUAAUGUAACCAAUACGGAGAAAUCCACAUCGAUAAUCGGUUCAAACACCCCUGAGCCAUCGACAGCAGAUAAAUUACUUUCAGAAACUGCUGUUUUAUCCGCAACAGAAGAAUUCAUGUUCAUAACCAGGGCACAGAGUUGCAUACAGAAAACCUCAAGAAGUCACCCACCUUUGAACUCUCCCCCAUGUCUCAAGCAACCUGCAAAUGGGAACAGCAGAGAGGAUAAAAUAACAUGCGGGUCACGACAGAAUGGUGGAUGGUUGCUGGGUGAUGGACACAUGUACACUUGA